Molecule: messenger RNA, 261 nt
Organism: Yarrowia lipolytica CLIB122
Lineage: Eukaryota; Fungi; Ascomycota; Dipodascomycetes; Dipodascales
Biological process (GO): mRNA splicing, via spliceosome
Cellular component (GO): precatalytic spliceosome; U2 snRNP
Source: RefSeq, a predicted model, not a curated record
AUGGCUGACAAACUCCGAGAACAACAGCUCUUCCAGCUCUCACAGUCCCGGUACCUCGGCGUGGGAAACCCAGAUACCACAAAACAAGAAUGGCAGACCAACGUAGCCCGUGACUCGUAUGCCUCGUACAUUGGCCAUCCCGGAGUUCUUUCACACAUGUCUCUGGCGCUUGGCCAAACCGAAGCUGAAACCCGAAUUCAGUUCCUCGACAAGCUGGCCAAGGUUGGAACACAACCGAAGCAUGAAAAUGGCGACAGAUGA